Molecule: messenger RNA, 3915 nt
Organism: Huiozyma naganishii CBS 8797
Lineage: Eukaryota; Fungi; Ascomycota; Saccharomycetes; Saccharomycetales; Saccharomycetaceae
Gene: TUS1
Product: Rho family guanine nucleotide exchange factor TUS1
Exons: 1
Coding region: 1-3915 (1304 amino acids)
Molecular function (GO): guanyl-nucleotide exchange factor activity
Source: RefSeq, a predicted model, not a curated record
AUGUACGGCAGAGGGCAUAGUAGGGAAUAUACUAGACCGCACCAGGGAGAAGAUGUGGUCUUGCCCAAACUGCCGCCGCUAAACACUAGGAGAUCUUUUUUGGAGCACAAAAGAACAGAGGCGCAGGUGCAGGGAGGGCGAGGGGACCCAUUGGGCGAAAAUAGGGCUGUGAACGGUUCGCCCGGUCUCACUGAAGCCGCACCGUCGACACCGCCACGACAUCGGUCGCGAAGGCAUCCAGCUGGGUUUUCUGCCGGCUCACCAGAUUUCUUACCUCGAUCAGCAUCACCACAGAUCGUACACGGACAUAAUAGGACUCCUUUGCAUAGAAGACCACCGCCCCUACCGCCGCAUCCAAAACAGCAACCACAACCACAAUCGAAGGGUGACUCACACAGAGAACCCAUAAAUGCACACAUAGACGAAGCGGAAAGGGCAUCCCUAGUAUCAGGAUCCACCAUACAUAUAAAGAGCCCCCAGUCAUCAUGGCUCAGCGGGGGCGAGUCCGAGACCGAUGUGUCCCCCUCGCAACAGCAUAUUAGAAAAGUACCCUUUGAAAAGGAACCCAUCUCUCCGAGCCCGACAGUAACCAGCGUGCGGGACUACGGGGAAUUCUUAAGGGAUGCACCGCCGCCUCCGGUGUCUAGUUUGAGGAAUAUUAGUGAACUCAGUAAACAGUCGGACAGUAUCGAGAGUUAUUACUCGGAUUCGAACUACACUUUCAACAACUCGAACAACGCACGCCAUAGUAGUUUCAAUUCGCUGUCCAAGAGCAAACCGCUGGAGCUGGCUCCAAGUUUGACGGCCCCAACAAAACCGUUCAACAUAGCGGCACUAGAUGAGAAUAAGUUGUACCAGUGCUAUACCGUGUACAAACUGUCUGACAUUUACGAGUGGAUUCUAAAGAUUUACUUCGAGUGGUUCAACGAGUUCGUUUUCGGGAAAAUCGAGUUCUAUCAAGUGAUACAAAGGUUACUGGAAUUCCAACUGUCCAACAACAUCGACCAAGAGAUAAUAGAUUCCAACGUCGACAGAAUAAUAGCAUCACUGGUUACCCAGGGGGCCGUACGGUUCGAGAAUGAUGACGAUGAGGGAUCGGAUUUGACUAUCAUCAUCGCGGGACUAGACGUCCAGGGAAUCUUCACCGAGCUGCUCCAGUGUUACUCAUUCGAAGACCACGACAAGGAGGAACACACGCUCCAGUGCUAUUCCUACACUUGUACGGAAAAUUGUCCAUCUAGGGGCAGUAGGAAGGAUAUUCCGAUGUCCGAAAUAACAAACAAAUCAGUGGGGUUCUGGACCGAUUACUGGUCUUUGACACCAGAAGACUUGAAGGAGAUAGAUAAUCAUGAGAUUCAAAGACAAAGUUUUAUCUUCGAUUUAAUUAUCUUGGAGGAGCGGUCCCUGAACAUGGCAAAUGCUGCUGUGGAAAUAUACGGAAAAAGGUUUGACCCGAGUUUCCUGCCAAACGACCCUGACUUUUCUAAGUUAGCAUUUUCCAUCUUUGAACCCAUGAUUCAACUUCAUAAGGAGUACCUGAUGGGACCCCUCUUUUGGAAGAUCAAAACGAAGGGCAAAUUUAUAGACGGUAUAGGCAAGAUCUAUCUGAAAUGGUGUCAUGAGGCAAGGGAGUUGUACCUACAGUAUGCGACGGCAAUGGCGACAGUCCAUGAGAUUAUAACGUGGGAGAAGAAACACAAUACACAAUUCUCCAAGUGGCUUAAAGAGGUAGACGAUUGUCCGGCGAUCAUCCGUUCAAAAACAUACCAUGACGUGAUAUUUUUUGGUGGGUUCUUCAAAUCUUUGCAAAACAUGCCCAUCACGUUAAACUCGAUAUUGAAAAAUACAGACGUAUCUAACGAGGACCAUGACUAUUUGAAAAUGGUCAUAAGGGACAUUGAGCAACUGAGUUCCGAUGUUAAUAAAGUACAUGGUGACGCAAUCGACCACCGGAAACUCGUGAGAUUUUCUUUACAGCUUCAAAUUAAUAAUAGCACACCCGCUGGCUACUUUAACAAAGCAAACCACUCGUCGCCAGAUGGUAUAUCGACCUCGUUGCAAGAGCAAAAUUCGAAUAAUAAUGGAUUUGAUUUGGCUUUGGAAGAUCCCGAAAGGAAGCUUUUUUGGUCCGGCAAUCUUUUAAAGAAGAGAGAAUUGUGGUUAGAUCCGAUAAAAGUGUACGUCGCGCUAUUGGACAAUUAUUUGCUGGUUACAGAACCGCUAGUUAAAAAUGGACAAAAAGUCUAUAAACUUUCCGAGAAACCGAUACCUUUAGACUAUUUGAAUCUUGAGAAAAAAGUAAAUGUGGACUCUAUUCACAGCCUAUUAGAAAGUUCUGCCGGAGAUAGUUAUCACCAACUGGAUUCUGCCCGUAAAUUGGGCCCUCAGUCCUUGACUUCACCGAUGGGUUCAGGAAGACCGCAUCUGUUGAGUGCAGCCGUGGGUCGCACAAUACAUAGUGAGAAAGACGUGAAAACUCAUACAGGUAUUUCGAACAAAAAUCCAGAUGAAGAAGAGCUGAACUUCAAAAUUCGAAACACAGCGACGAACGAAUCUGUUUCUCUUCUGGCAGCGAAUGUAAAGGAAAAAAGAGGUUGGAUCGAUGCGAUCAUUUCUGCAUUCAAAGCUCGUAAGUCUAAAAUGUCUUCCGCUAUCCAAUUUGAAGCGCUAAGUUCACAGUUUGCGUAUUCUGAUAAAGACGCACCAGUAAACCUCCCCAUGACAAUAGAUGGUUCGGAAAUUGACAAAGCAUUGCAGAAAUACGAGUCCCGUGGUAACAGUGACAAAAUAUUCGGGUUCCCCCUUGUAGCAAAUUUGUUGACAACGUCCACGAUAAGGCACGAGGGGAAGACCUUUUUGAUGGUGGCAUGUAACUAUGGCAUACUGAUUCGGUUGGAAAAUGGGAUAGACAACAAGCUCAGGAAAGUAAUACAAUGUUCCUGUGCAACCAUGCUUGAGGUCAAUCAUAAGCUCGGCCUUGUCUUUGUCCUAGAUAAUAAGAAUCUGAUUUACUUCAGUAUUCCGAGCAUCCUGGGCGCAUAUUAUCACAGCGAGCGGUACUUACAUGACAAUACCGUGGUCGGUGUUGUUAUUCGCGAUAAAGUAAGCUGUUUCAAAUUUGCGGAAGACUUUAGCAGCUCCAAGCAUUUAUUUUACGAGCGAAAGAACAAGAUUCAUGUGUUGACGCCCGAAUUUGAUCAAUUGUCAAAAGCGUUGAAACUGUUCAAAGAGUAUAAGGAAUACAAACUACCUGGAUCCUCUGUUUCUCUCAACAACACAGUUGUGAGUAAGAUUGUCACGUUUAAAACCUGUUUUGUGGUGUGCACUAACAAAGGAGUCCUGUUUUAUCAGAGUGAUUUUGAUGAUGAAGGUAUAACCUUACCCACGUUCUAUAACGAUGAUGGUAUCCUAGCCCAGUUAAAGGAGAAGAACAUUAUAUUGCCAUCCGGCGAUUCCUCUCCUAGCAAAGGUUUAUCGAAGGGGAAGAUGAUCAAAAGGGUGAAAAGAGAUAUAGCACUGUGCAAGGCAAAUCCUAUAUCUUUUGUGCCACUCCACGAGACAUUGAAGGAAUACCUCAUUGUUUAUGACCAGGCCAUAGUCCGCAUCAAUAAGUACGGUGAAAUAGCAAACUGGGAAACUGACAUAUUGGUUUUGGACUUUUGUUGUACGGGAGCCCUUAUUUUUGAAAAGUAUUUGAUCUUGGUUGCGGAGAGCCUUGUCCAAAUAUACGCUUUGAAGGAACUAUCAGAGUCAUUGCCCUUGAGAGCGAUGACACCAAUCCAAAUCAUCAAGGGGAGAAGGGUACAGCUACUGGGCGAUGGGCAGUCCGGUGCUGAGGUCGUACUAGGUAUGAGCCACCCGAAUAUCCCGAAUAGACAGUUGCUGCUCGAAUGUAGUAUUGAUAACAGUAGUUGA